Nelumbo nucifera (sacred lotus) is the source of this 921-nucleotide messenger RNA. NCBI's taxonomy places the organism in Eukaryota, Viridiplantae, Streptophyta, Magnoliopsida, Proteales, Nelumbonaceae. The record is from RefSeq and is a predicted model, not a curated record.
UUCUGUUCCUCCCCUGGAUUUUUUUUCCUUUUUACAUGGAGAACCCUUCGUAUCCAGAAGAAGAUUCCACCACACCAUCGCCCGACACCGGACUCAACCUCCCCAAAUCUGACAUCAAGUCCGGGGGUACCAGACACCCGGUAUACCGGGGCGUCAGAAAACGCCGGUGGGGGAAAUGGGUGUCCGAAAUCCGAGAGCCUCGGAAGAAGUCUAGGAUAUGGCUGGGCUCCUUCCCCACCCCGGAGAUGGCCGCCAGGGCUUACGACGUCGCUGCUUAUUGCCUCAGGGGACAUAAAGCGCUUCUCAAUUUCCCGGAGGAAGUCGAAUUACUCCCCCGCCCAUCCACGUGCACGGCUAGAGAUAUCCAGACAGCAGCGGCAGCGGCAGCUGCAGCUGCAGCCAUAAUGUCUGGGAGCAAGAAAACCAACACCAAUAACGAGAAAUCGGACAGCGAUGGCGAUGGCGACGACUUCUGGGCUGAAAUUGAGUUGCCGGAGUUGAUUAACUUUGGGACGCAGGUUUGGUCGGGGACAGUGGCAGAGAAUUCUUCGGAAUUGUGUCAUUAUUAUAAUUGGAGCGAUGCAACUUGGAUGGAUUGAAUGUGUAGCGCUCUUCUCCAACAAUACCAUAUGUUGUGGCUCUGAUGCAUCCCUCCAAAGUCCAAAUUAACCCUUUGCGCUACUCGUAUGCACUACUACUAGUCUACUACAGAAUAAGUAGUAAGUGACGACACCAUUUUUAUUCCAUUCGGAUGGUUUAAUUUAUAUCGUCAGUUCCUUUUUUUUUUUUCUUCUUCUUCUUUUGCUCAAGUGUAAUUACUUCUUCAUUAUUAUCAAAUAAAAUUAACUCCUUUCUGGCCCCUUCCUACGUCCUCCUACGUAGUUGGGGAUCGAAGAAGAAAAGAGGUCACUUCAUAAAUCU